CGCUCGCAUUGCAAGUACAAAACCAACAAGGAACUUCUCUCUCUCUCUGCGAUUUGAAUUUCUUUUUAAGAAUCAAUCGGAAAACCUAAAGAUUAUGAUCUGAUUGAUUGGCGGGUUUUCCAAAAUUGGAAAAUAGAUAAGGUUUCUUCUUGGAUCUUCUUGAUCCCUCUGGUAACGGAGGGGAAUUGCAGUUGAUCGAUGAUGGGAUUUUGUAUCUGCCCGUUGGAGUCACCGGCGAGAUUACUAUGGAGUACAAGCUUCUUCCGUCAUAAGAUCAUGAUCUUCUAAUCCUUGUCUCUUUCCAUCUUCUUAAUCCUCUCUUGCUUUCUCGAUCUGUUGUUUUUAUUUCUGUUAAUCAAUGGAAUCCAAUUCGUUUUUCUUCGGUCCAUCUGCUUCACAUGGCAACAACAACAUGUUCUUCCUUGGGAAUCUCAAUCCCGUCGUCCAAGGAGGAGCAAGAUCGAUGGAGGAAACAUCAAAGCGAAGGCCCUUCUUUAGCUCCCCUGAGGAUCUCUACGACGACGACUAUUACGACGACCAGUUGCCCGAAAAGAAGCGUCGCCUCACUACCGAACAAGUGCAUCUGCUGGAGAAAAGCUUCGAGACAGAGAACAAGCUGGAGCCAGACCGCAAGACUCAGCUUGCCAAGAAGCUUGGUCUACAGCCAAGGCAAGUGGCUGUCUGGUUUCAGAAUCGCAGAGCUCGUUGGAAAACAAAACAGCUCGAGAGAGACUACGAUCUUCUCAAGUCCACUUACGAUCAACUUCUCUCUAACUACGACUCCAUCGUCAAGGACAACGAUAAGCUCAGAUCCGAGGUUACUUCCCUGACCGAAAAGCUCCAGGGCAAAGAAGAGACAGCUAAUGAACCACCGGGUCUAGUGCCCGAACCAAACCAACUCGAUACGGUAUACAUAAACCCGGCAGCAAUCAAAACCGAGGACCGGUUAAGUUCAGGGAGUGUUGGGAGCGCGGUACUAGACGAAGACGCACCUCAACUACUAGACAGUUGUGACUCUUACUUCCCAAGCAUCGUACCCAUCCAAGACACCAACGCCAGUGAUAAUGACAAUGACCGGAGCUGUUUCGCCGACGUCUUUGUGCCCACCACUUCACCGUCGCACGAUCACGGUGAAUCAUUGGCUUUCUGGGGAUGGCCUUAAAAAACCAGUCGAUAAUAAAUAUAUUUCAUGUGUGUUUUAUUAAGUACAACAGUCGUCUUGUUGUUUCCAUGUUGACGAUAAUCGUGGACUCGUGGAAUAAUUCCGCAGUUCAACAGUAUUUUUAUCUGUUUAUGAAAUCACGUCCUAGUUCAAUGCAGUGUUCAGUUUUAAAGUUGAAA
Molecule: messenger RNA, 1341 nt
Organism: Arabidopsis lyrata subsp. lyrata
Lineage: Eukaryota; Viridiplantae; Streptophyta; Magnoliopsida; Brassicales; Brassicaceae
Product: homeobox-leucine zipper protein HAT5
Exons: 4
Coding region: 359-1162 (267 amino acids)
Biological process (GO): positive regulation of DNA-templated transcription
Cellular component (GO): nucleus
Molecular function (GO): sequence-specific DNA binding; DNA-binding transcription factor activity, RNA polymerase II-specific
Source: RefSeq, a predicted model, not a curated record